Venturia canescens is the source of this 1838-nucleotide messenger RNA. Its product is annotated as thioredoxin domain-containing protein 3-like. NCBI's taxonomy places the organism in Eukaryota, Metazoa, Arthropoda, Insecta, Hymenoptera, Ichneumonidae. The record is from RefSeq and is a predicted model, not a curated record. The transcript is spliced from 12 exons. Bases 271 to 1791 code for a protein of 506 amino acids.
CACGACAAGAGUUUUGCGGGAGCGCGGUACUUCUGUUCCGCGAACAGAACGCCCGUUUUUUUAAAUGCAAAAAACAUUAGCACCUAUAAAACUGAGGAAUAUUUAUUUUUUCUUGUGAUCAAUUCGAUUUGAAGUGUCAUCGAGUCCAACAAUUAUCCGUAAAUUCGUACAACCAGUGAUAAAAUCACUUGGGAAAAGGCGAUUUCCUUUGUUCACGAAUCGUGAAUUGUUAUUAUUAUUUUUUUUCAAUAACUCGAAUACUCUAGAAGAAUGCUGCGCAAAAGAGGGGGCGGGUUGAGCAAAGGUCGGAAAAUGGCGAAGAAAAACACUCCGGCUGCUCUCCAGACGGAAGUAUCAACGGACGAAGAGUGGGCGAAGAUAUUAGAGCGAAAAGGAUUGAUUGUCGCUGACAUUUAUUCAGAAUGGAGCGGACCGUGCAGCGGUAUGAUUAGCAUCCUUAAAAAAAUCAAGAUGGAAAUCGGCGGCGAUUUGUUGAGUUACGUGACGGCCAAAUGUGACAACAUCGCUGCAUUGGAAAGAUUUCGCGGGAAAAGUGAACCCACCUGGAUGUUUAUUCACAAUGGGCAAAUGGUAAACUUAAUGUUUGGUGCUUAUUGUCCAGAACUUCAAAAAAUGCUAACUGACGAAUUGAGAAGAGUACAGAACGGCGAGGAGCACGAAUUUUGUAUUCCUGUCAGUCAGAGAAGUCCCGAGGAAGAAAAUCGUAUGAAAAUACUCGAGGAAGAGAGAACUGUCAAAGAAGCUGCGAAAAAAGCCGAAAAAGAAGCUGAAAUAAAAGCGAAAUACGAAGCGGAAAUGUUGCAUUACACAAAUUCGCUGCAGGACGAAACGUUGCUCAUUCUGUAUCCGUGGGUUUUCAAGGACGCAGAAGGACACAAACGUGAUAAAAUAUCGAGUCCUCCUUACGCUGAUCUCAUUGAGAACAUUUUGCCUGGAAAUUACGCGAUUUCUCAAGAACUUCGGAAAAAAUUGGACGAGGAGACGCUUUCAAAAAUGUUUUUCGAGUCUGAUUGGGAUAUAAACGAAAAUGCCAAAAAUUUGUUGAUGGAUGGACGAUGCAUGUGCAUGAGGCUUCGAGUUAGCGAGAAGAAACCGGAAAUGGACGUUGAAAAAUAUCUUCUGAGUUUGUUGUUCGGCGAACCGAGACUACCGCUCAUCGACGAAAAACUUCCCGAAGGAUGUUUCGCGGAACGUCAUCGACCCGCUUUUCUACCAAGUGACAAGGAGGGCACGGAGUACCCGGUCGUUUGGGCUGCGCCGAAUCCGCGCAACAAGGCUACAGUGUUUCGACUUAUUUUUCGAAAAUACGUCGAAACGACGUUUCCGUAUGAAGAUAAGACGGUGAAAGCUCCGAUAAUCGUCUUCAAAUACGACAGCACUCGUAGAAACGAACUCAAAAUGGUGCUUGACAUUUACGAGUCCGAAGUCGUGAAUUUCGGGAUUUUCGAGAGGGACAAACCACCAGAGGCGAAACUCAUAGCAACCAGUAUCGAAGAAUUCGAUGAAAACUUUGAAGGAAAAACCGGAUACGAGGCUUUCGUCAGUGUCGUCAAAAAAAUUGGUUCAGAGGCUUUUCUGACUUUCGCCGGUAUCGGACCUUAUCACGUUAGUGAGAAUCCCGAGACUGCGAUCGAGGAGGCGAAAUUAUAUUUUCCAGAUGUUAGUUGUGCCGAUGAUGGUGCAUCGGACGACGACGACAAGCCGGAAGAUCUAGAAGAAAACGGUGAAGGCGAAGCCCCCGAAAACACGACCGAACAAGAGGGAAAAUAGUAGGACAGUGUAAGAUUGAUGAAUGAAUAAAAAAAUAACUCGUUAAA